AUGGCACGGCUCUUGCCUUGCCUAGUCUAUGCAUUGGCUAUAUGCUUAUUGGCCAAUGUUGUAACGGCCGAGUAUGAGCCAUACACUCCAGAAAAAGAAACUCCAAAACCAAUUGUGGAUGCUACGGUUGAACCUCCACCCCCAUCUUACGGAGCAUCUAAGGAAGUAAACUCAUCAACUCCUCCUCCAACUUACGUAACUCCAAAAGUCUACCCAUCACCAUCAGCACCGGCAUACGAAGUUCCAAAAGAUGUUUACUCAUCACCCCCACCUCCAUCUUAUGUAUCUCCAAAAGUCUACCCAUCACCACCACCACCAACAUACGAAGCUUCUGAAGAUGUAUACUCAUCACCCCCUCCUCCAGCUUAUGUAGCUCCAAAAGUUUACCCAUCACCAUCACCACCACCAUCAUACGUAGCUCCUAAAGAAAUUUACUCAUCACCUCCACCUCCAACUUAUGUAGCUCCAAAAUAUGUCUACUCAUCACCACCAUCACCAAUUUAUGUCGCUACCAAAGUAUACCCAUCACCAUCUCCUCCAAAAUAUGUUUACUCAUCACCACCACCACCAACUUACGUCGCUCCCAAAGUUUAUCCAUCACCGUCGUCUCCUAAAUAUGUAUACUCAUCACCCCUACCACGAGCUCACGUCGCACCCAAAGUCUACCCAUCACCAUCACCUCCUAAAUACGUGUACUCAUCACCACCACCACCAUCUUACAUAUCUCCAAAAUAUACGUACUCAUCACCACCACCACCAGCUUAUGUUGCCCCAAAAGUUUACCCAUCACCUCCUAAAUAUGUUUACUCAUCACCACCACCACCAGAUUACGUCGCUUCCAAAGUAUACCCAUCACUAUCACCUCCUAAAUAUGUAUAUUCAUCACCCCCACCACCAGCUUACGUAGCUCCUAAACAUGUUUACUCAUCACCACCAGAUUACGUCGCUCCAAAGGUACAACCAUCACCAUCACCUCCUAAAUAUGUUUACUCAUCACCACCACCACCAUCUUACGAAGCACCAAAAUAUGUUUACUCAUCACCACCACCACCAACUUACGUCGCUCCAAAGGUAUACCCAUCACCAUCACCUCCUAAAUACGUCUACUCAUCACCCCAACCACCAACUUAUGUCGUACCCAAAGUAUAUGCAUCACCAUUACCUCCUAAGUAUGUUUAUUCAUCACCUCCACCACCAUCUUACGUAGCUCCUAAAUAUACAUACUCAUCACCCCCACCAUCAGCUUACGUAGCUCCUAAGUAUACAUACUCAUCACCACCACCAUCAGCUUAUGUCGCCCAAAAAGUUUACCCAUCGCCAUCACCUCCUAAAUAUGUUUACUCAUCACCACCACUUCCAUCUUACGUCGCACCAAAAGUUUACCCAUCACCAUCACCUCCCAAAUAUGUUUACUCAUCACCCCUACCACCAGACUACGUUGCUCCUAAAUAUGUCUAUUCAUCACCACCACCACGAGCCUACGUUGCUCCCAAAGUCUACCCAUCACCAUCCCCUCUUAAAUAUGUUUACUCAUCACCACCACCACCAGCUUACGUUGCUCCCAAAGUCUAUCCAUCACCGCCAUCUCCCAAAUAUGUUUACUUAUCACCCCCACCACCAGCUUACGUAGCUCCUAAAUAUGUAUACUCAUCACCAUCACCACCACCACCAGCUUACGUCGCUCUUACUUAUACAUAUUCAUCACCACCUCCACCAUCUUAUGUCGCCCCAAAGGUUUACCCAUCACCACCACCUCCUAAAUAUGUUUACUCUUCACCACCACCACCAUCUUACGUCGCUCCCAAAAUCUACCCAUCACCAUCACCUCCUAAAUAUGUAUAUUUAUCACCCCCACCACCAACAUACGUAGCUCCUAAAUAUGUUUAUUCAUCACCACCACCACCAGCUUACGUCGCUCCAAAGGUAUACUCAUCACCAUCACCUCCAAAAUACGUGUACUCAUCACCACCACCACCAUCUUACGUCGCUCCAAAGAUAUACCCAUCACCAUCACCUCCUAAAUACGUGUACUCAUCACCACCACCACCAGCUUAUGUCACCUCAAAAGUUUACCCAUCACCAUCACCUCCUAAAUAUGUUUACUCAUCACCACCACCACCAGCUUACGUCGCUCCCAAAGUCUACCCAUCACCAUCACCUCCUAAAUAUGUCUAUUCAUCACCCCCACCACCAUCUUACGUAGAUACUAAAUAUGUUUACUCAUCACCACCACCACCAUCUUACGUCGCUCCAAAGGUAUACCCAUCACCAUCACCUCCUAAAUACGUGUACUCAUCACCACCACCACCAGCUUACGUCGCUCCAAAGGUAUACCCAUCACCAUCACCUCCUAAAUACGUGUACUCAUCACCCCCACCACCAGCUUACCUCGCUCCAAAGGUUUACCCAUCGCCAUCACCUCCUAAAUAUGUUUACUCAUCAUCCCCACCACCAGCAUACGUUGCUCCCAAGGUUUACCCAACACCAUCCCCUCCUAAAUAUGUUUACUCAUCACCACCACCACCAUCUUACGUCGCUCCCAAAGUCUAUCCAUCACCAUCUCCUCCCAAAUAUGUUUACUCAUCACCCCCACCACCAGCUUACGUAGCUCCUAAAUAUGUGUACUCAUCACCACCACCACCUUCUUACGUCGCUCCCAAAGUUUACCCAUCACCUUCUAAAUAUGUCUACUCAUCACCACCACCACCAGCUUACGUCGCUCCCAAAGUUUACCCAUCACCUCCUAAGUAUGUCUACUCAUCACCCCCACCACCAGCUUAUGUCGCCCCCAAAGUUUACCCAUCACCAUCGCCUCCUAAAUAUGUCUACUCAUCACCCCCACCACCAUCUUACGUCGCUCACAAAGUUUAUCCAUCACCAUCACCUCCUAAAUAUGUGUACUCAUCACCCCCACCACCAGCUUACGUAGCUCCUAAAUAUGUUUACUCAUCCCCACCACCACCAUCAUACGUCGCCCCUAAGUAUGCUUACUCGUCCCCACUACUACCAUCAUACUACUACCUAUCUCCCCCUCCACCUUCACCUAAGGUUGCACCUAAAUAUGUAUACUCAUCCCCACCACCACCAGCAUAUGUUGCCCCUAAAUAUACUUACUCAUCUCCACCACCACCGGCCUAUGUUACGCCUAAAUACACUUACUCAUCUCCUCCACCACCAACAUAUGUUGCCCCUAAAUAUGUUUACCCAUCUCCACCGUCACCAACAGAAACACCUGCAUAUUAUUAGAAAUCCGUAACUCCGCUAUUCAUUCCCACCUGUUUUGUACUCCUUAAAAUCCAGGUCCAAUUCGCUGUACCAGCAUUGGUUCUUCCUCAAUUUGUUUAUUUUGAAAAUCCAUAGCCUCCAAGGUUACUUAUUGGUACCACAAUUAGAAUCAGUGUUCUUUGAGCUUUAUUCUACACAGAGGGUUGAAUUGCAGAGGAGUUCAACGAAAUGAUCCCUUGCGCCCUUCUGGUAACGUACCGUGCAAA
This is a messenger RNA of Papaver somniferum (opium poppy), 3491 nucleotides long. RefSeq names its product extensin-2-like. The record is from RefSeq and is a predicted model, not a curated record. Lineage: Eukaryota; Viridiplantae; Streptophyta; Magnoliopsida; Ranunculales; Papaveraceae. Bases 1 to 3246 code for a protein of 1081 amino acids. The transcript is spliced from 3 exons.